Messenger RNA from Mucor velutinosus, 1035 nucleotides. RefSeq lists its product as uncharacterized. The transcript is spliced from 6 exons. Gene Ontology annotation, cellular component: cyclin/CDK positive transcription elongation factor complex; nucleus. Gene Ontology annotation, biological process: positive regulation of DNA-templated transcription, elongation; regulation of transcription by RNA polymerase II. Lineage: Eukaryota; Fungi; Mucoromycota; Mucoromycetes; Mucorales; Mucoraceae. Bases 1 to 1035 code for a protein of 344 amino acids. The record is from RefSeq and is a predicted model, not a curated record. Gene Ontology annotation, molecular function: cyclin-dependent protein serine/threonine kinase activator activity.
AUGAGCAGCACUUCCCCUUUAGCGCCAAAUACACCCAGCACACCAUCUUCUUUGACAGCAAUUACAACAGGCAUAUCAUUCAAACGUCAAUUCAAGCCUUAUUUCACUAAAAGACAGUUGGCUACACUCGCCAGUUUGAAGAAAUCUGGCACUUUGGCAGUGAAAGAGAACGCAGCACGACACACGUAUUGUAAAUUCAUACAAGAUGUUGGAAAGAAACUAGGCUUCCCACAAAAGACAAUCAGCACCUCACAAGCACUCUACCAUCGAUUCUAUUUGUAUUAUUCUAUUCGUGAUUACGCUCCUCAGGAUGUUAGUGUCACAUGUCUAUUUGUCGCAUCAAAGAUUGAGGAAACAAUCAAAAAGUUAAAGGACAUCAUUGUAGCAGUGCAUAGUGUGAAAUACCCUGACAAGAAAGAAUUAGACCCAGAGCAGAUAUCCGAUGAAAGAAGACGUAGAAUCAUCAAUUACGAAAAGCUGUUGCUCGAGACACUAAGCUUUGAUUUUCAACUGCGGCAUCCUUAUGAAUAUGUGAUUAAAUUCAUAAAAUGGAUUCAAGCCUUUCAGCCUACAUUAGACAGCAAGAGAUUAGCUCAAAAGGCCUAUUCCUUGGCAGUAGAUAGUUACAAAACACUCGUGUGCAUAGAAUAUCCAGCUCAUACAAUCGCUGCUGGUUGUAUAUAUUUGGCUUCUCGACUGUUGAAGGAUGAGGAUGAGUCAUUUCAGGGCUUGUCGGCAUCAGAGCCUUGGGAUCAACACUUUUUAUCACGCAUGGAAGAUAUUGAAGACGUUUGCCAACAAAUUUUGGACCUCUACAUUGCCAUCAAUUAUCGAGAUGUAACACAUUUAACAAAAAUUAAGAUUGCUUUGAACGAGCAGGCGCAAUUGAGAGGACCUGACAAUAUUAUGGAUGAUGUGACAAAGGAAGAAGUCAAGCUUCAAACAUCAGAUUGGGAAUUUGAUAGUGCCUCUAAUCCAUUAGACGUUGUAAAUACAAAUCAGCAUACAGUAUCCUAUCAUUUUUCAACCUGCUAA